AUGGCAACACCAAUCUCCUCCGCCCCUCCACCAUUCAUCCCUGUGCAGCUGGAGCCCUCAAAGGAUUUCGGCAAGAGCAUUGAGGGGACGUCUGCCAACCCGGAAGACACCGCGGGGGCAGAACAAAUGGAAAAGAAAGUGGAGGAGGCUGCCGCUAAGAAGUCAAAGGCUCGGAAACGAGAUGACAAAGCCAAAGGAAAGUGGUGUCCUUGUUUCACCACGGAGAUCGAGCUCCGCAACCUCGAGGCGAAAGGUUUCAUAAAACCUGGAUCCUGGCGGAGGGUCUCCGGCGAACUGAAUCCUGCUCCCGAAGCCGGAGAAUGGGUGGUGACCAAGGCGCUGCUCGAGGACCUUGAAGAGAAAGACCUCGGUACUCUCCUCCGAGUUCCCCAGACGGGCAACACCGAUCCGGAGGCCGCGUCCGAGGCGGAGGCUCCCGAGGUUCCGGGUUCCUCUAAAAGGAAAAGAGGUUCUUCCUCCGGCCCUGCUGCUAAACGCGCCCGCGAAGUGCUCAGCACUGCGGCUACCCGGAAAGCAGAGGCGGAGAAAAAGCGCCUCAAGCUUAUUGACACCAGCAACCGAGCCCAACCCGUGCCCGUCACCCCAGAGGUGGAGGUUCCGCCCAAAGCCUCUUCUACCGCCAAGCCGGAUCCUAAGGAUGUCAUCAACCUUGAUGACCUCCCCGAAGAUCCAACUGCUAAGACCGGCCACGGCGAGUCUGACAAGGGCGCGUCCUCGUCCGUACCUCCGCCUGAGAAGCCCGUCGUUACCUCAGCUGAAGCUCCGGCUGAUGAAGUUGAGAAGAAGUUAUCCCUAAGUCGUGCUACUGGCACGCCCCAGACUCAUCCUCACCUCUUUCCACUUCUGCAAAAGGUCCCCCUCUCACAGCGCCAUGCGGAAAUCUCCGCCAUGAUGGAUCAAGUGUGGGGGCCUGCAAACACGGAAGAGCAGGAGCUGACUAACCUCGAAAGUGGUCUCAAGGGCUUUUUCGCCAAGCACAAGAAUAACCAUGACACUACAUCACCUCUUCCUCCCCUUCCUGAAGGAGAUCUUGCGGAGGCCAACAAGCGUGUUGAUGCUCUUGCUACCAAGUUAGAGCAGAGCGAGAAGGCUCGCAAGAAAGCUGAAGAGGAUGCCAAGAAGGCUAAAGAAGAUGCCGCCACUGUCGAAGAACUCCGGAAAAGACUUCACGAGGCGGAAAUUUCUCUGAGUGAGAACAUAACUCAACAGUCUGCCCGGAGAACCAGUCAAGAAUAUGAGCUGGAAGGUCCCGAAGGUGACCAGCUCCUUGACACGCUUUCUCUUCUUCAGAUCCAUGCUGAUGAGGCCCGCGAUGGCCUUACUGAAGCGAAGAUUGGCCUGUCGCAGCUUUUUCCAUACUUUUUCGAGAAGACGGAAGUGCCCGCGACUUUUGUCGCUCUCGCCAAGUGCUUCAGCUCUCAAGAAAACCUUGGACUCCAACUGCGCCAAGAGGGGUUAAAACUUGGCGUUGAAGGUACAAUUGCCUUGGUUGCUGACAGCCAGCAAGACGUCGACUGGACAAAAGUUGGCGACACGGAGGAAAUGGAAACGAAGAAGUGGCAGGCACUGAUUAAGGCUACCAAGCCCAACUCGAAGAAGAUCCUUGCCUAUCUCGGAUACAGUCCAGCUCCUGCUCCUAGCUCGUCGAAGCCGGAGUCUCGAAAAUCUGCCGAGAGGGAAAAAAUUGCGCUUCAACAAGCUCGGGAUGUUGUAGCCGCAAAGGAAAACGCGGUUUUUGAGGCUGCUGCGGCUUCUGCUCGAGAAAAUUGUAUGCUUGAACUAAUGGCGGAGUCAAGCUUGGAUAUGGCAGGUUCUUUUUUGGACCCUGUUACCGAGGAUGAACGCGUUGAAGCUCGAUCCGCUGUGCUUCUCAGACUUUCAAAGGAGCAUGGUUCUAGUUUUUGGGGCACACCUGAACGUACCCGCCAGAUCGUCAGAUUUCAAGACCGCGCGCUUCAGAACACUCGGAAGCUGCACGAGGAUCUGCGCGUUCAUGUGCUGGAGCAAAUGACAGAGAUAGAAGGGUUGCGCCAGAAUGCUGAAAAUAGCCGGCAGGCUUUGCUACUCCUGGAGAAUCGAUUGAAAGAAGAAACUGCUAAGCGCCCCGCCGUCGACGCCAUGUCCACCAAGAUUCAAGUGCUAGAGGCGGAGAAUGAAUCUCUCAAGAACUUCUUGAAAGAAUCCUCCGAGAAGGAGGCUAAGGAGAAACAUACCCGCGACAUGGCGGAACUUGCUGACAAACUUAAGAAGAGCCAGCAAAGGGUGGCAUCCUUGGCGGAAAAAAAUAAGAGCCAGGAGGCGGAGGCCAUUGAUAAGAUGAUCUUCCGUAAGAACCUUUUUCUGUUUAACUCCGGCUUCCUCAUGAAUUGCUCUGUCCGCGGAAGAACCUGA
Lolium perenne is the source of this 2412-nucleotide messenger RNA. The record is from RefSeq and is a predicted model, not a curated record. NCBI's taxonomy places the organism in Eukaryota, Viridiplantae, Streptophyta, Magnoliopsida, Poales, Poaceae.